UAAAUGGUCGCAGGUGCGUGUUAGUAGCAUUUAAAGGUUUGAAGGGAACCGGAGUCGUUUUCACACACAGCUGCUGACUUUGAGAGGACAGGAUGCCACCGAGGCGGACGAAAAACGCCGGAAAAGCCCACGUUAAAGAACAACUGGACCGGGAGAUGCGACGGUGCAGACUGGCUCUCUUCAUUCAACAGUUUGAGAAAGAAGCACAAGAGCGUAUGAACGAGUUAGAAGCCAAAUUGGAUAACAUGUUGUCAACCGUGGACAAAGUCUUCAAAGUGGAACUGAUGAAGAUGCUUCCUUCACUUCAAAACACGUUAAUAGGGGAUCUGAUAAGAGAGGAGGAAAUCUCAGCAAGUGAGGUGUCAAUCGCCAUGAAGAAUGAGUCCCUUGAGAUGCAGCAGCCACUCGCGAGGGUACGCAGUAAAAGAGUAAAAUCAACUGAUUCUAAACCAGCCCAGAAGUCCUCAUCCAAGACCGCUAAAGGAGGAAAGGGGACAAAAGCGACCAGAACAUUAGGUAGUAACAGCAUCGGGGGGCCCUUACUCACUGGCAAAAGAACUCGGGGCCACUUGACCAAGGCCAAUGACCAGACCAUACCGACCAAACCUAAACUCAGGUCUGUCGUCUCUGCUGGUGAUCUGCACUGUUCAAUGGCAGGCUCUGCUGCACACGUCACGGUUACCACAGCACAGGGACAGACUGUGUGCUUUUCUGAAGAGACAAAGGACGAAAUUAACUUGGACCUGCUGGAUGAUGUGGCAAUCUGCCAGAUGCAGAAGCUCAAGAGGCUGUUGGACUAUCUAGCAAGCCGAAGUCGCUGCAGUCAAUGAGUAAAGAUCCACUGUGACCAGGAUG
Molecule: messenger RNA, 855 nt
Organism: Sander lucioperca (pikeperch)
Lineage: Eukaryota; Metazoa; Chordata; Actinopteri; Perciformes; Percidae
Gene: cdca9
Product: cell division cycle associated 9
Exons: 10
Coding region: 93-830 (245 amino acids)
Biological process (GO): mitotic sister chromatid segregation
Cellular component (GO): chromosome passenger complex; spindle midzone; chromosome, centromeric region
Source: RefSeq, a predicted model, not a curated record